Molecule: messenger RNA, 1905 nt
Organism: Cervus elaphus (red deer)
Lineage: Eukaryota; Metazoa; Chordata; Mammalia; Artiodactyla; Cervidae
Gene: GPR150
Product: G protein-coupled receptor 150
Exons: 1
Coding region: 460-1770 (436 amino acids)
Biological process (GO): G protein-coupled receptor signaling pathway
Cellular component (GO): membrane
Molecular function (GO): G protein-coupled receptor activity; peptide binding
Source: RefSeq, a predicted model, not a curated record
CUUCCUCCCCAGUGUGCUGGUCCGGGUUAACGAUGGCCGGGCAAAGCGCCCUUCUGUCUGGCUGUUCGUUGUUCGGUCUCUAAGUCGUGUCUGGCUGAGUUCUAUGUAAACAGCCAACGGGAGAGGCUCCUAGAGCCCAGGGGUUUGCGACUCCUGCGAGGGCAGCGCGGGGCUGCGGCAGAGACUGGAAGGAGAUCUACCCGGAUUGGGAGGGGAGACGCGCAGAGGAAGGUGGAGAAGAGGGAUCAUGUGUGUUCCUCCAGUGUACAACCCCCCAUUUGAGUGACAAAUGACGAGGACAACCUAUAAAAACUAAGCGCAAAGCUACCCGCAUCCAUCUCCCUCUUCGCGCGUGUGCGUUUUCAACUAACUUUGGGAACUCCGCGCAGCCUCGCCUCUACCUCGGUUUCCCGCGCCCUGCCUUCCCUUUUCGGUACCUCCUCUUCCUCCAGGCAAAGGAUGGAGGCUCCCUUCAGCCCCUCAACUCCGUCGCCGGCGCCCAACCUCUCCGUACCCAUCUCGCUGGGCUGGGGUCUCAACCUGACUUCCGGACAGGGAGCCCCAGUCCCGGGGCCCCCGCCUCCGCCGCCGUCCGGGCCGCCCAGCCGCCGCGUACGCCUGGUCUGCCUGGGGGUCAUCCUGGUGGUGACGGUGGCUGGCAACGCCACAGUGCUGUGUCGCCUGUGCGGCGGCGGCGGUGGGGCCUGGGCGGGUCCCAAGCGUCGCAAGAUGGACUUCCUGCUGGUGCAGCUGGCCCUGGCCGACCUGUACGCGGGCGGGGGCACCGCGCUGUCGCAGCUGGCUUGGGAACUGCUGGGCGAGCCGCGCCGGGCCGCAGGCGACCUGGCGUGCCGCUGCGUGCACCUCCUGCGGGCGUCCGGCCGCGCCGCCUCGGCCCACCUCGUGGCGCUCAUCGCCCUCGAGCGCCAGCGCGCCGUGCGCCGCCCGCAGGGCCCGCCACUGCCCGCGCGCGCCCUCGCCGCCCUGGGCUGGCUGCUGGCGCUGCUGCUGGCGCUGCCCGCCGCCUUCGUGGUGCGCGGGGGCGCCCCCUCCCCGCCGCCGCCCGCGGCGCCCCCGCCCGCCCGCGCCUGGCCGGGGGAGCGCCGCUGCCAAGACAUCUUCGCGCCGCUGCCGCGCUGGCACCUGAUGCUCUACGCGCUCUACGAGGCCUUGGCGGGCUUCGCGGCGCCGGCCGCGGUCAUGAGCGUCGCGGGCGGCCGCCUGCUCCGCGCCUGGCGACUGCGCCCGCCCCAAGCCCCAUCGGCGGCGGCGGCGGCACCCAGGUCAGCCAGUCCCGGCCAGGGCCCCGCGCCCAACGUGCUGCCCCGUGCCAAGGUGCAGAGCCUCAAGAUGAGCCUGGUGCUGGCGCUGCUGUUCGUGGGGUGCGAGCUGCCCUACUUCGCAGCCCGGUUGGCGGCCACGUGGUCGUCUGGACCAGUGGGGGACUGGGAGACCGACGACCUGGCGGUGGCGCUGCGCCUCGUGGGGGUGGCCAACAGCGCCCUCGAUCCCUUCGUCUACCUAUUCUUCCAGGCCGGCGGCUGUCGGCUCCGGCAGCGCCUGCGGAGGCGCCUGGGCCCGCUGUGCUGCCCGCCAGAGGGGGCCGCGGAGGACGAGGAGAGGGCGCGGGGCCACCAGGCGCUCCACCGCCACCGCUGGCCCCACCCGCAUUAUCACCACGCCCGGCGGGAGCAGCCCGAGCAGGGUUACCUGCGCCCACCCCCGCCGCGCCCCCGGCCGCCGCCCUGCUCCUGCGAAAGCGUCUUCUAGGCUUUGCGACUUCGAUGGCCGGGGACAGGUCAUGUCGCUGCGGCGCUACCUCCGCGCAACACGAGGCCGGCCGGGGUCUUUCUAGCUCACAGCCACCAGGAGGGUCUCUGAGAGCCUCACCCUGAAGCUGCCCCU